CCUCUCCUCUCUCUCUCUCUCUCUCUCUCUCUCUCUCUCUCUCUUACCAACUAGAGGGAUGCCGAGGGGCGCGGAGCGCGCAAUGCUGGGGUGCUUCCAGGUCGCCCGGCGGCCGUCGCUGUCGUACGAGGAGGGUUCCGCGUCGGCGCCGUCGACGUCGGCCUCGCCGCCGACGUCCUCGGCGUCCACAUCGUCCCCGGCCUUCCUCGACGACGACGACGACGCGCUGUACCUGGACGACGCCGAGCCCGAGCCCGACGCGGGUGGGCUGUCCACCGCCAUCGCCGCCCGCCGCUUCUUCCUCGCGUCCCCCGGCCGGUCCAACUCCAUCGUCGACUCCAUCGAGCACCCGCCCGCCUCCCCCGCCCGGGACAGCAACUCCAGCAACGUCCGCGCUCUGCGCCGCGCGGCCACCUCCGCGUUCCCCGCGUCCGCCGCUGCCUCGGCUUCCUCUUCUUCCUCCUCCUCGUCGGCCACCGCCGCCACCAAGGCGCCCUUCCGCGACGACGGCAUGCAGCCGGUGCGGAAGGUCUCGCUGUCCACGGACACGCCCCGCGCCGACUUCCUCAAGUCCAUGGUGGAGAUGGUGGAGGCGCUGGGGCUGGACCCGCGCCGCCGCGACGCCGACCUGGCCUGCCUGCACGACCUGCUGCUCUGCUACAUCGCGCUCAACGAGCGCGACGCGCUCAGGGACAUCCUUGGCGCGUUCUCCGACCUCAUGAGCCUCCUCGACCUCGACGGCGGCAAGCAGGGUGAUGCCGCCCCGACCGCAGCAACAGCCGGCGGCGGGGAGAAGCGCAGCGCUGGCGUGCAGGAUAGCACGGCGAGCGGAUAGACAGAUAGAAACCGCGCCGGGCGCAUGGGACGGCGUCGUGUUCCGGGGCUUGCGUUGCCGGUGCGCUCGCGCUCGUGCUCGUCGGCACGUAGCGGUGGCGUGAGAGGAGAUCGUGUAGGAAGAGUAGAAAGGAGCUUGAGGUCGGAAGUAUGACAACAAACAGGCAAACCGGCUGUUGUUGUAUUGUGCUGGCGGGCUUCUUGUGCUUUUUUUUUAAAAAAAGAAAUAAUAGUGAUAGCCUAUUUUCUUAAUGGGUAUGUGAGAGUGAGGCUAUUUCCUAGAUUAAUGCUAGGUAGCUGAUGUAGAAGGUCGUGACCAUUGUAACAUACUCGUGCCAAUGCAAAACCAUUACAGUCAGAAAUGAUUGGUUUGUG
Messenger RNA from Setaria italica (foxtail millet), 1209 nucleotides. Its product is annotated as transcription repressor OFP12. The coding region runs from base 59 to 835 and encodes 258 amino acids. Lineage: Eukaryota; Viridiplantae; Streptophyta; Magnoliopsida; Poales; Poaceae. The transcript has a single exon. The record is from RefSeq and is a predicted model, not a curated record. Gene Ontology annotation, biological process: negative regulation of DNA-templated transcription.